Molecule: messenger RNA, 516 nt
Organism: Geodia barretti
Lineage: Eukaryota; Metazoa; Porifera; Demospongiae; Tetractinellida; Geodiidae
Source: the annotation of a GenBank genome assembly
AUGCCGCCUUUCGUUUCCUUGGUUGCCAAGACCAAGGAAGACAAGGCACAUUACGACUGGAUGGGAUAUACAGGCAACUUUAUCGCGCUGUGUGGACUGAUUCCGCUGCCAUUCGCCGGAUAUUGGUUGGGACGCGAAAUCUAUAUGUUCAACAACACCAUGGGCAUCAACAUGAUGGGGAGCCUCUUUUCGUGGUUGUUCAUCAUUCAGGCGGUAAUGAUUGGGGUGCUGUUCAUCGGAGCGAAUUACUAUCUCUGGUCUGGCAUGACCCGCAUCGCAGGCGCGGAGAGAUACGCCCGUUUUCGUCCCUACAUGAUCACUAUCAUUGUUCUAUCUGUCGCAAUCUGGAUGACGCCGCGCACAUUGAUCAUGACGCCCACAGAGAUGGCUGCAAUAGGCGGUCAAAAUCAUCCGCUCGUCGGAUUUUUCGGCUUGAUGACCGCGAAGAAUACGGUCGUCAAUCUCAUCAUCUUUGACCACCUUUCUCAGUUUUCUGUUUUACCGCCGAUCCGGUAA